AGUGACUGUGUUUGUCUGGUGUACAAAUGACGUACCUCAUUUUGGUAUAGCAUGACUCAAAUUACAAUUGAUCUCGAGUUAGUCUUUUUUUUUUCUUUUUUGAAGAAUCAAAGCUGUCCAUUUAUUGUGUUUAAUUGUGUUCAAAGUAAAGAAUCUUAAAAAAAAAAGGUACUCCGUAUAGUAUGAGGAGUAUUUUAUUUAAAUCUGAUAUUUUCUGGUAGAGCUUCACCUUCUCUGAUGAAAUGGGAAAUGGAGGUGGAAGAGAAGGAAAUGGAAGCCAUGCUGGAGAAAAUAUUGGAUUUGCACGAUAAAUUCAGCGAUGCUAUUCUUUCCAUCUCCCGAGCUCACUUCCGCAGCUCCGUCAAAUCUCGCCGCGAUCCUAAUCGCCGUUUCUGCUUUCCCUCCUCCGAUCCGCCUAUGCAGACGGAUUCCGAUCAGAACCCGGCUGCGGCUCUUCGUGAAGCUAAGAGCCUUAAUGCCAUCAGAACCGCCCUGGAAGACCUUGAGAAUCAGCUCGAUUUCCUCCGUAGCACACAAGCGCAGCAGCAGGCAGAGAGAGAUGUUGCACUUGCCAGACUAGAGCAAAGCCGAAUCAUGCUCUCAAUGAGAUUGGCUGAAUACCAGGGUAAGAAGUAUGAGUUCAUAGAAGAAGCUGAAGCAUUGGUUGGAGAGAACAUUUUUGUAAAUGAAACAAAGUCCCCCCGAGGUAAUUUUGUGGAACGCGAGGGGCAGAAAUCGAAUGUGCUUUUCAAUGCUCUCUUCUCUAGUUUCAAUUUCGUCAAACAGUCCCUCCAACGAGAUCAUGUAGGCGGGAUGCUUGGAAAUGCUGCCAUGGUUGCAGUGAGUAUGUUUGCAUUGAUGCGUCUGCAACAACCAGAAGUUUUUCACAACGCAAACCUGACCAGAGUUUCUCGACCUUCUGUUCCAUCAUCUGCCCGGUUCUCGGAGUUGGAUGUUUUGUCAGCUCGAGGCUAGAUUGAAAAAAUAAUAGUGACAUUGUUUUCUUAGGUUGAGAUGCUUCAAAUUUCGUUUAUUCUGUAGGGAGAGAGAAUGCAUAUGCGACUACAAAGCCUGGAAUGUGGAAAAUUUUGAUCGGUCUUCUGCAUCAGAAUGAUGCAUUGCUCUCCGGUAAGUGGUAAUACAGUGUUAGUUUAUCUGACUGGUCUUAUUGUGAAAACCGACUUUUAUAUCGUAUAUAAUAUCCAAAUUCCAUUUGUUGGUGUUCUUAAAUUUAGUCAUCUUCGAUUGUUGUAAGUGCACUUUGGUUGUGUUAUUUUGUAAGCAUAUGCUGAGGUUAUUGCUUUCUAGACCAAUGGGCACUUUGGGUUGUGUGGGAAUCUCAGGAUUCACGUGUAUGUCAACAACUGUGUCUAGCUGCAGGAAAUCUUUGUUUGGUAAUCAACUACUACGUACUGA
Messenger RNA from Cuscuta campestris, 1416 nucleotides. The record is from the annotation of a GenBank genome assembly. NCBI's taxonomy places the organism in Eukaryota, Viridiplantae, Streptophyta, Magnoliopsida, Solanales, Convolvulaceae.